AAACUUAAGGUCCUUGGAACUCUCAACGAAGUCGCUCUAACGCUCAGUGAGCUCUCACGUUCGGGCGUUGGGCGUGCCGUCAGGCGACUCAAAGGAGAGCCUGGCGAACUCGGGAAGGCCGCACGAAAUCUUCUGUUAAAAUGGAAGUCUCUCCUGGAUGAACACAUUAAACGUGAAGACAUUGUAAUUGAAUCUUCUGUUCACAAGAAUCGAACAAAUCCCACCGUGGACCAGUCGGGUGAUAGGGAGCCUCAGGAAAUCACACCAAAGAAGAGGCCUAAGUUAGAAAAAUCCGACAAACCAGCUUCUGACAUCGCUGGUAAAAGUGCCGAUAGAGCUCACACGCAUUUGCCUCACAACUCCAGUGCAGAUUCUUCUGCCAGACAGAAGCACAAAAGUAAAAAGAAACCCAACACCGAGGUGCCUACCACUCCACCCAGGUCAAAUGCUCUACCAACUGGUGGCUGCGAACCUCUUUCGUUGGAUUCUUCGAGUGGAAUAUCUUUUGAAGAGUCCUUGUUAAUGUCGUCAACAGAACAAGCUGUAGAGGAUCGAUGUCAUGCCAAACGCAUUUACAAAGGCGACGAGGACACUGAUGAUGACGAUGGCAACCUCAAGUUCAAGUCGAAGCAGGUCAUGUGGGCGCCGCGCGCGAAAAAACCAAACAAGCAUUUGGAGAGUGGCGAUGAAUCCGCUCUUCUUUCCCCUACCGUGUACGAACCACAAUCCCUCGUUGACCUCUGUCUGGGCGUAAUUGAGAAAAACAUAUCACUGGUUGACCAUGUAGGCCUCGUUCCCUUUGAACUCUUCUCCCGCGUUCUCACCAAGGCCUCGCCAGAAGAUUUGGCUCGCAUCGAAAAGCAUAACCCGCAAUUUGAUGGCCUUACUGAUGAUUUCUGGCGUCGGCAUGUUCUUCGCGACUUCCCAGAAUACAAAAACCUGACGCCCCGAUACAAGGAGACCUGGUCCAACAUGUACAGUCGACUUGCAGCAGAACGCUCCAAACGACUGGAUCACUUUAUUCACCGUUCAGCUUCGAAACUCAAAGCGGAGAGAGAAAGUAAGAGACAGUCAGUGAAUGCGUUGUACUUUUAA
Dibothriocephalus latus is the source of this 1095-nucleotide messenger RNA. NCBI's taxonomy places the organism in Eukaryota, Metazoa, Platyhelminthes, Cestoda, Diphyllobothriidea, Diphyllobothriidae. The record is from the annotation of a GenBank genome assembly.